AUGAUCAUCAUCCUAAAUGAAGAGCAACAAAAUGAAUCUACUGUUUUGGAACAUCAACUAUUUGAAGAUUUUCCUAAUAUUGUCAUUAUAACAAAAUCUUCUCAAAAUUCAUACAAGCUAUCCACAACAAAAUAUGGUGGAAAAUACAACCACACAGAAGAACUAUAUUUAAACAUAUGGCAUAAUGCAAGUUUCCGUUCUGAUCGACAUUUAUUUUCCAAUAAAAUAUCAGAUAUGGAAGGAAGAAAUUUAAAAAUUGUAACAUUUAAUUAUAAACCGUAUGCUAUUUGGACAAGAGUGGAAUCUGGCGGAAACGCCGGAUAUUUAGAAGAAGGUCCAGAAAGUUACGGAACAGUUUAUAUUGAUGGAACGGAACUUCGAGCUUGUUUAGAAUUCUGCAAUAAACAUAAUUGCACUAUUAGCUUAAUUGGUGUCGAUGAAGAAGAAUGGGGAGAAAUAUAUGAAAAUGGCACUGGAAUAGGAAUUCUUGGUACUCUUUCCGAAGGAAAAGUGGAUUUAGGCGUGGGAUCAGUAUACUCAUGGUAUCACGAAUAUGAAUUUCUGGAUCUUUCUCUUCCGAUGGUUCGAACUGGUAUUACAGUUAUAGCACCUAUACCAAAGUUACGUCCGGGAUGGUCGAUUCCAAUAAGACCUUUUUCUUCAAAAUUAUGGCUUGGGCUUAUUGUUUCUAUAGCAGUAUCAAUAAUUGCUUCCUAUAUUUCUGAUAAAUUUAAAAAUACUCCAUACACAAGUAUAGAAAACGAAACGAUCUUUAUUAUAAGAUAUUUACUUUUACAACCUCCACCGGAUGCCGAUAGCUUAAAAUAUAACAGAUUUAUCGUAUCAGGAAUUUUAUUACUGGCUUUGAUGUUGUCAAAUGCAUAUGCUGGCGGCUUGUCCAGUAUUAUGACUAUUCCAGUACACGAUCCACCAAUCGAUUCAGUAAAAGAUUUGUCAUCCAAAAAUAUGGAAUGGGGAGCAAACUCCGAUGCUUGGCUUUAUUCUUUAGUGGCAGCAGAAGAGCCGGAAUUGAUUCAUUUACGAUCCAUGUUCAGAAAGUUGAAUGAUGACCAAUUGAUUAAGCGACAACGUUCCGGAGAUUUUGCUUUCAGUGUCGAAAGAUUACCUUCAGAUCAUUUUGCGGUAGGAGAUUAUAUAAAAGAAGAAUACAUCGAUCGUCUGCGAUUGAUGAAGGAAGAUAUUUAUUGGGAGCAGUGUGUGGCAAUGAUGCCUAAAAGUUCACCAUUUUUGGAUUCCUAUAACAUGCAUAUUUUAAGAAUAUUAGAAACAGGAUUGCCAGCAUUUUGGGAAUUCAAGGUUUCAAUUAAAUACUUAAACAAUAAGGUCCAAUUAGGUAUUUUAUUAUCGAAUACUAUGCACGACAAUUCCGGACCUGUAAAGUUAAAGCCCGACCACAUUUCCGGGGCUCUGAUCGCAUGGACGUUGGGAAUGAUAAUUUCUACUGCAAUAUUCAUUUGUGAAUUAUUGGUAAAACGUCUUGGCAACAAAGAAUUGUAUUUGAAUAACAUAGAACGUGAAAUAAAUUUUAGAUUUUAG
Messenger RNA from Ctenocephalides felis (cat flea), 1557 nucleotides. Its product is annotated as probable glutamate receptor. The coding region runs from base 1 to 1557 and encodes 518 amino acids. The record is from RefSeq and is a predicted model, not a curated record. Lineage: Eukaryota; Metazoa; Arthropoda; Insecta; Siphonaptera; Pulicidae. The transcript is spliced from 10 exons.